UGAGUUUCAAGUCAGUGCCUCACUGUCUUCUGUCACACGAUUGCCUGUUAUUUAUCAGGCUCUUAAACACCCAAACAGCUUUCAGGGCUGGCUGGAUUUAGGAAAGAGAUUAUGCUACUAUCUUUUGGGUGAUCCAAUGGGAAUUACAUUGAUCUGGUGUUUAGCCCUGAUUCUUAUCAAGUGGAUUGCAUCCAAGAGGCGUGGAGCAAUUUCCUAUGACAGCUCUGAUCAAACUGCAUUGUAUAUUCGUAUGCUAGGAGAUGUGCGAGUAAGAAGUCGGGCAGGAUUUGAAACAGAGAGAAGAGGUUCUCAUCCAUACAUUGAUUUCCGUAUUUUUCACUCAAAUUCUGAAAUUGAAGUCUCUGUGUCUGCAAGGAAUGUCAGAAGGUUAUUAAGUUUCCAGCGGUACCUGAGAUCUUCUCGUUUCUUCCGUGGCAUUACUGUUCCAAACUCCUCAAACAUUUUAGAUGAUGAUUAUAAUGGACAAGCAAAGUGUAUGCUGGAGAAAGUUGGAAACUGGAAUUUUGAUAUCUUUCUUUUUGAUAGGCUAACAAAUGGAAAUAGUCUAGUGAGCUUAACCUUCCACCUGUUUAAUUUUCAUGGACUAAUUGAACACUUCCAGUUAGAUACGAUGAAACUUCGCAGAUUUUUAGUUAUGGUCCAAGAAGAUUAUCAUAGUCAAAACCCUUAUCAUAAUGCAGUUCAUGCUGCUGAUGUGACUCAGGCCAUGCACUGUUAUUUAAAAGAACCCAAGCUUUCCAAAUCUCUAACUCCAUGGGAUGUUCUGCUCAGUUUAAUUGCAGCUGCCACACAUGAUUUGGAUCACCCAGGUGUUAAUCAGCCUUUCCUUAUUAAAACAAACCAUUACUUAGCAACUCUGUAUAAGAAUACCUCAGUAUUGGAAAACCACCACUGGAGAUCAGCAGUGGGAUUGUUGAGAGAGUCUGGUUUAUUUGCACACAUGUCACUAGAAAAUAGGCAGCUGAUGGAAAGCCAGAUAGGUGCUCUCAUUCUUGCCACAGACAUCAGUCAGCAAAAUGAAUAUCUGUCUGUGUUCAGAACCCAUUUGAACAGAGGGGACUUAUGUUUAGAGGAUGCGAGCCAUCGUCACUUCAUUUUGCAGAUGGCUUUGAAGUGUGCUGAUAUUUGUAAUCCAUGUCGGACUUGGGAGCUAAGUAAGCAGUGGAGUGAAAAAGUAACAGAAGAAUUCUUCCAUCAAGGAGAUAUUGAAAAAAAGUAUCACUUGGGUGUGAGUCCGCUGUGCGAUCGACAGUCAGAAACUGUUGCUAACAUCCAGAUUGGUUUUAUGACUUACUUAGUGGAGCCAUUGUUUGCAGAGUGGGCCCGGUUUUCAAAUACCAGGUUGUCACAGACAAUGCUUGGACAUCUAGGACUGAAUAAAGCUAGUUGGAAGGGAAUGCAGAGAGAACAGUCCAGCAGUGGUGAUGAUACAGAUCCUGCUUUUGAGGAAAUGGACUCAGACAUAUUACCUCAGGAAAAUCGAUUGUCCUGACCUCAGAAUCUGCAUGACAAAACUGCCUCUUGGUAUCUGCACAGUUGGGGUUAGAGGAAAAACAUACGACUGCCCAGGGUUUCAGUAUAAACAAUGCCAGCAUUAUUUAUUUCCAAGUUUUCCUUUAACAGACCAUUUGAACCCAAUUUUUAAUUGCAAGAUCUGAACAUAGAGCAAUAUGCAUACAUAUGCCUCAGUUGGCUUUCAUUGGAACCUUGAAUAUGCAAAGCACAGCAAUGACUGAUCCCUGAUGGAACGAUACAAAAAGUUUUAUUACAUGCCACAUGUGGUUUUAGAGUUUGAAAUAAGGUCUUCAGAACCGAGACUUGACAUGGGUAUUUCCAUUUAUCUUGAAGUUUUGCAAGACUUCCCAUAAACAUGUGCAAAGCAUAUACCCUUCCAUUUAGUCCCUGUUUCAAAUCUGGAAAUGUGAAGUGCCCAUCCUCUGCUGCCAGUGGCAAGACUUGAUGUUUACAAACCUACUCUGAAACUCUUGGUUCUAGACUUCCCUCUGCGCCUGGCUGUGAAGGAACCACUAACCUUGGGUUUUCGUUUUUUAAAAGAGAUCGAAUUUGGGACUGCAGCUCUUUCUUUGGAUGCCAGAAAAGCCUCCCAUUUGCCAUAAUUGUGUUUGUGCACUGGGAAUGGAGCAUUCAUCAUAGAGCACAGCCAAGCUUUACUCCAGUGCUGUAUGGGAAUGCAGUUUUUUAAAAGCAGAAAACACUUCUGAAUUUGGGGAGGGGGGCGGGGGGAGGACAGUCCUAACUGUGUUGCGAUUCUGCAGUGAAAACAUUGCAUGUUGUUUUCACUAUUGUACACUUGAACUGCACAUGCAAGAAAAAGGUGGAAUGUCUAAACACCAUAAUCAGCUCAGGGUAUUUGCCAAUCUGAAAUAAAAUGGGAUGGGAAGUGUGUCCUUCAGAACAAGGGUACAAAUGCCCCUUUUCGCUGCAGUAUGUGUGUAUGUGUGGGUGUGUGAGUGUGCGUGGGGGAAGGGAGGGGAGGGAAGGGAUGGGGAAGGGUUUGAACGGCAACAUUUUUAUUUAUUCUUUUAGAAUGUGACAAUUUCAUGAACAGCCACAUUGGGAGGAACCUGUAACAAAUUGCUACAGAUGCCUUAAACUAUGCACAAAGCUAAGUGACCAAAUUCGUUUUUGAUUGAAAAAAAAAAAGACAAAAAAAAAAGUGCAUUGUUUACUUAUUCCUCCCUCUACUGAAACAUUAACCAUUUAUGGGUUUUUGAUGUGAAAAGGAGAAACGUUUUUUAGGACAAAAUUUAAGGACUAAUUUUAAACUUCAAACAUUCCAUUUUUGUAAUUUGUUUUACAUUGUUUUAAGUAAAGUAAGCACAACUGUUAUCUAGUUUGAGAGAAACUGGUGCUUUCUUUUAGUUCAUUUGUAUUUCCCUUGUUAUUACUGUAAAAGACUGUUUAUUAAUUCUGUUUACAGUUUGUUGCAACAGCCAUUUUUGGGAGAGCUUCAGUGUAAAGCCAUUUGUAAAGGCUUUGCCAUACUCAUUUUAAUAUGUGCCUGUUGCUGUUAACUUCUAACAAAUAAAAAAAAUCUUUUCACAUUAUGCUGCUGUACAUUUAAGUUACAUUUGAUUCCAGUAUUACAAGGUGAGAAUUAAGAUUGCAGUCAUCUUUCAUAAUAAAUCUUUAUUUUAACCCCAUUAUAAGUUGUCAUGUCAGUUCUGGAAACUGUCAUGCGGGCUUUAUGUCCUAACUUGUCUUCAACCUUUGCCUUCAGAUGCAAUUACAGGUCACUUAAAAUGGAUUUCUGACUGUUUUGUUUGUUGUCCCUUAGCUUAUAAUUGGGUGCUUAUUAUGCUUUUCUAUUUCAGUGGGUUAAGUCUCUCCAAUUUCAAAAUACAGUAUGCAGAUUUUGAAUAAGUUGUAAUUAAAUCCAUUUUUAUGGGGAUUGUUUUCUAGCCAAUCCUGCUUCCUUUAAUAUUAAGUUUCUUAUCAUUCUCAUUAGUAGAGAAGAAUCAAGCAUGAUGUACAAGAUUUUAGUUGCGGGUUGGAGGAAAAAAAGCUUGAAAGAGAUUCUUGAUAGUAACAGGUGUUUCUUUAGCUUAGGAAGUAAAUGUCUUCGUCUUUUGGUGCUGUGGUAUGUGGCUUGUUGCCAAAUUUCUAGUCACCAAGCUAUUAUGUCUUAAGAGUAUUACUUCCUAUAAUGCCAAAAAGAGGAGUCUCUUGUUUCUAGGGUUAAUUGUGAAAACUGCAAAUGGUUUUGAAAAUUGUGAAUAAACAUUUACUAUGACUGAAAACAUUUAAAACACUGACCACUUAAAAUCAGUGCUUUAUGUUUUGUCUUCUGCUGAAAUGCUGCUUCAGUAGAUACUUAUACUUUGACUUGCAAAGGGUCAUUUUAGGGCUGGAAUGUUCUUGUGAAUAUGUAGAAAGUAGUGUGAUUCUUGGACUAGAACUUCAAUUGUUUUUCAGAAGUAAAAAAACAUUUAGCUGAAGAAAAUCCCUCCCUGUACUUUUCUAUCAAGAUGCCUCCUUGCUCUGGGAAAGAACAUUUGCAUCAUGUUUUUGAUGCACCUUUUUAAUGAGAAGACUUAAAUCUCUUCCUACAAGAUCAACAUAAUCAGACUUACAGGAAUUGAUUCCCAGACCCAUAUACUAAGGUAGUACAAAAUGAUGCUUGUAGUACCUAACCAAACUCAAAAUUACUCACAAAAUAACCCUUAAAAGUCCCAUGUUGGACUUCUAAUGUCCCAGACCUUCCAGAACUUUGAAUUGAUUAAUGUGAAAGUUGUCUUGAAUGUAGUCUUGAAAUUACAGCUUCUUGCAGUAUGAUCACAAAUACCCUCUCAAAGUGUUUUCCUUUGGCUACAGAAAUGUGAUGAUUCUGCGUGGUAUGGGUGAGCCAUCGGCACCAAUUCUUGUAGUACUUGAGCCAAGGGAGUUAACUGUUUGCAGCAGUUGUCUACCCUAGGGCAGGGGUUGUCAACCAGGAAUAUGCAGGAAGGCCCUAGGGGGUACAUGGGGACAGAGCGCUGCCACCCACUGCCAGAAACUUACUACAGAACUCCUGAUGCACAGUAAGGGCUAAAUCAGGCUUGUCCAACACACGGCCCGCAUUUUCUGUGGACCGUGGUGCUGCGAUGGGAAAUGAAGGUAAACAUGGUUUACUUUCAUUCCUGCCCCUUGUCCCUCCCCCAGCCCCUCAGCAGCUUCCUAAUGGCUGCUGAAGGGCUAGGGCAGGGACAAGGUUCCCCCACACACCGCGUCAGCUUGACGUUGCUGACGCGGUGCGUGUGGGAAGAGGAGUGCAGAUCCGGCCCGCUGCUGCCUCCUGUCCCCAGUGCCAUGUGGGGAAGCCAUCGCUUCCCGGCCCUAGCAACUUGCUGCUCCCCGCCCACAGACAAGAGGCAGCCCGGCUUGGCUGCCUGGCCCUGGGUCACUGGCGGAGGUGAAGCAGCACAGGCAGGUGCCUCCUUCUGUCAGGCUGUUGGCAUUGUCCGCACUGUGCAGGGUGUUCCCAGGCUCGGGCGGAGCCUGCACUCGCUAUGCCCCGAAGUGCCACCCAGCCCUGGCCCCGGCUCCCUCCAGCCCGGCACGGUGAUGUGGACCCGUGGAGGCGGCGCGGCGGCUGGGCUUGCCCUCAUCGUCUGUUGUCUGCUGCCCGGCCGGGGCGCUGCAGGUAGGGCCAGGCUGGGCUGGACCAGGGUUGGGGCGGGAAGACGGUGCCUCCCCUGGGGCUGGGCCAGUGACUGUGGGCUCCUGGCACCUGUG
Alligator sinensis (Chinese alligator) is the source of this 5256-nucleotide messenger RNA. It is a transcript of the gene PDE7A, whose product is annotated as phosphodiesterase 7A. NCBI's taxonomy places the organism in Eukaryota, Metazoa, Chordata, Crocodylia, Alligatoridae. The transcript has 13 exons. The record is from RefSeq and is a predicted model, not a curated record. Bases 137 to 1513 code for a protein of 458 amino acids. Gene Ontology annotation, molecular function: 3',5'-cyclic-AMP phosphodiesterase activity.